Malassezia japonica is the source of this 789-nucleotide messenger RNA. RefSeq lists its product as uncharacterized. The transcript is spliced from 2 exons. The record is from RefSeq and is a predicted model, not a curated record. NCBI's taxonomy places the organism in Eukaryota, Fungi, Basidiomycota, Malasseziomycetes, Malasseziales, Malasseziaceae. The coding region runs from base 1 to 789 and encodes 262 amino acids. Gene Ontology annotation, biological process: lipid metabolic process.
AUGCGUAUCCAAGCUGUGAGUCUCACGCAACAGACCUACUGCUUCGUCCAGCCGAUUGGGCAAAAGGUCGGCGACGCAGAGCUCCUGUACGAAUACGGUGACGGAAAUAUCAAUCAGCGCGCGGCCAUCUUCCACUCCAAGAGUCUCGGAAUUGCGGUAGCAUUUGAAGGCACCGAGAUUUUAAGCAUUCUGUCGAUUCUCCACGAUGUUGACUUCUGGCCGGUCGACCCUACCAACGCUCUCAAGGACGCCGUGCCCGCAGGCACGAAGCUUUUCAAGGGUUUCCACAGCGCCUACCAGAACGUCGCAAAGCCCGUUUUCAAAAACCUAAAACGCAUUAUCUCGGAGCGCAACGAGACGCGCGUCACGGUGAUUGGCUACUCGCUCGGUGCCGCAAUGGCGGCGAUGGCUGCGAUGGAGUACCAGCACCGGCUGGAGCAUGGCGUGCACCAGGUCUUCGCCUUUGGCCUACCCCGCACCGGCAACCCCACCUUUGCGAAUGCUGUUGACGAUAAGCUCAGCGGCAAGUUCUUCUAUGCCGUCAACGGCAAGGACUGGGUGCCGCACAUGCCCCCCCGCGAGUGGAACUACCAGCAUCCCAGUGGCCAGAUCUGGAUCAACCCCAGCGCGUCCGGGAACUAUACCUACUACCCCGGCCAAGAAAAUAAGCACGGGGCGAAUUCAAUCGAGCCGGUAUGGACGCUGCAGGACCACAUCAACUACUAUUUCCACACUGGACUGGGCCCUGGUGUCGGCCAGUGCCCGGCCAAGGUCGAUGACCAAAAGUAG